Molecule: messenger RNA, 783 nt
Organism: Acanthoscelides obtectus
Lineage: Eukaryota; Metazoa; Arthropoda; Insecta; Coleoptera; Chrysomelidae
Source: the annotation of a GenBank genome assembly
AUGUAAACUCCUGAAAUCGCCCUGGCCGGCCUGAAGCACAGCGACCACGGGACCUACAACAAGCCGCCAUCAUUGGGAAUCGCCAUCGAAGAUCGUCACACUCGCACAAAAGGUUGGUGCGUUCCAUAUCUCACAUUCCUGUCGUUUUUCCUUGAGCUCACACAUUGUCGCUUAAAAAUUCUCGUAUUUCACAUUAUUUCGUUAUUCCUGGAGCACUCAAAUUUUCGCAUUUGUCAUAAACAACAGAAAACUAUAUACAGCUCGAGGAAGAUGGCGGACAGUCGUCAACUGCCAUGGGCGUAUCAUAAUCGGGUAAAAUUUGUAUUGCCACGCCUAUGAUAUGAAAACAUAACCUUACUUACCGAUGGAAUGAUAAAUUGGCCGAUUCUGGAUUACUGCUGUUUAUCUUGCACACAUAACACGAUCGCACCAUUGUUCAACAGGUAACAGUUCAAUAUCACUAACAAACUUAUGGCAAAUAGCACAAAAAUAAUGGUUUGUGAAAAUCCACAACUCAAGCAUAAAAUACGCACUUUAUAGUAUCGUAAAAUGUCCAUUCAUAAGAAAAAUGCGACGUUGCCAAUGUCGACUGAAGCUCUGUGACUGAAGGAAAUCUCUUUCCAAUUCGCUAACGGUAAAUUCAAUACGAAAAUAGUUCACUUUUCUACUUUUCACUAUUGCUUAUGCAGAUUUUCAAGAAUGUUAACAAUUUUAUUAUUUUCAUGAGUCCAAAUAGCUGGUUUACACGAUGAAAUAUUUGUUUGAGGUUUGUUUACUACCAGG